This is a messenger RNA of Armigeres subalbatus, 2625 nucleotides long. It is a transcript of the gene nan, whose product is annotated as transient receptor potential cation channel subfamily V member 5. NCBI's taxonomy places the organism in Eukaryota, Metazoa, Arthropoda, Insecta, Diptera, Culicidae. The transcript has 6 exons. The record is from RefSeq and is a predicted model, not a curated record. Gene Ontology annotation, biological process: calcium ion import across plasma membrane. Gene Ontology annotation, molecular function: calcium channel activity; protein binding. Gene Ontology annotation, cellular component: plasma membrane. The coding region runs from base 92 to 2533 and encodes 813 amino acids.
UUGGCAGCAUUACCCGCGCCUAUUCGCAAAAUUGUGUGAUAAUUGUUAUGUAAAAAAAUUGAUGAUAAAAAAUUAGUUCCCUUCUUAAAUCAUGGGAAAUACGGAAAGCAACGUUACCAGCGGAGUCAAGAAGCAGGCUGGAGUUUCCACCCAGGCGCUGUACAAAUUCGUCAACCUGAAGGGAGGUGGUCUUCUUGUGGAUAUGAUGAAAAGAGCCAUUCAAAAUAAACAAUAUGCGGAAAUAGAUCAUGCCAUAAAAACGAAAGUGGAACCAUUUCUGUACAACAAAGGCAAAGGGAAAUACAUUCCGGUGGCGCAGUUGGUCCUGCUGCGGAAUCGAGAACGGCCACGGUCGAAACAACUGCCUGAAAUCCGUGCUCUGGAGAAUCCUGAAGAGGAUUUCGAUAUUGACGCAGUAUGUCCGGAUGUGAGCGAGGCCGAAUAUCAGAGGAACCCGUCGGGGUACAGGGAGGUGUGUUGGAAUAUCAAGGAGCGCGGAGCAGUUGGGGAAACUAUUCUUCAUCUGUGCUUGCUUAACGCAACUUCUUUGCAUGCUGAUCUUGCCAAACGUCUGCUGCGAUUCUACCCGAAACUCAUCAACGAUAUCUACAUGUGCGACGAGUAUUAUGGGGAAAGUGUGCUUCACGUGGCAAUCGUCAAUGAGGAUCCAGCAAUGGUAAAAUAUCUGUUGGACAGUGGAUCUGACGUUGACGAACGAUGUUGCGGAACGUUCAUGUGUCCCGAGGAUCAAAAAGCAACACGUUACGAUUCGAUCGAAACGGAAAUCAUCUGCGUCCUUCCCAUGACCAACUACGAUGGAUACGUUUACUGGGGCGAAUAUCCUUUGAGUUUCGCGGCUUGCUUAGGUCAGGAAGAGUGUUAUCGGUUGGUUUUGGCUCGUGGAGCUGAUCCCGAUAACCAAGACUCGAAUGGUAACACGGUUCUACACAUGCUGGUCAUCUACGAAAAAAUUACAACAUUUGACAUGGGGUACGAAGUUGGCUCAUCGUUGGAUAUAAGAAAUCUACAAAAUCUGACGCCAUUGACAUUGGCUGCUAAGCUCGGUCGGGUAGAGAUGUUUUUCCACAUUAUGAACAUCGAGCGAGAGAUUUACUGGCAGUUGGGGAGUAUUACUUGUGCAGCUUAUCCGCUGGAUUUGAUCGACACGAUUGACAUCGAAACCGGAAACAUCAACAAAGAUUCAGCAUUAAAUUUGGUAGUGUUUGGUGACAAAGCGGAGCAUUUAGAUCUACUUGAAGGCGUAUUGAUUGAUCUUCUCAAAACCAAGUGGAAUUCUUUUGUCAAAAACAAGUUCUAUCGUCAAUUUUUUGUGUUCUUCUGGUACUUUUGCGUAUCACUUGUCAGCUUUAUACUACGGAAAGGACCAAUGAGUGUGGAAGAAACGGAGACAAACCGUACCUCAACGAGCAUCACGAUGAAAAAUCUAACAUUUUCGGAUAACUCAAACGCGACACUCCCCACUCUGCUGUCAGCAGAUGCCAAUGAAAAACUCACCCAAUUCAACGAGAGCCUGUUUGAUCCAUCGGCUGUUGAUGAAAACAUUUUCUUCAACGCCAAGUGCGCUACUAUGGCGUACGACAAUUUGGAGGAUAAAAUACGGUUGGUGUCUGAGAUUAUUAUUCUGAUUGGAUCGUUUCUCUACUUGGUUGGAGCAUUGAGAGAAUUCCGCUUUUUGGGACGUAAAAUGUUCAUCGAAAACUUGAUGAUUUCUCCUUCCCGAGUCCUGUUUCUGUUCUCGUGUUGCAUAAUGAUGGUGGUUCCGUUUUUGAAGGUGCUCUGCCUGAUCGAACUUGAGGAUCAUGUGGCUGUUACGAUCAUGUUGACAACUGCGCCAUAUUUCUUGUUCUUCUGUCGAGGAUUUAAAACCGUCGGACCGUUCGUUGUGAUGAUCUAUCGUAUGGUGAUGGGAGACUUGUUGCGGUUCGUCGUCAUCUAUUUGGUGUUUGUGAUGGGAUUUUCCCAGGCCUACUAUAUAGUGUUCUUAUCAUUCAAAGGCGAAGAAGAAAGCGAUGAAAAUCCAAUGCCUUCUCCGAUGGAAUCGAUUGUUGCGAUGUUUUUGAUGUCUUUGACAAAUUUUGGUGAUUACUAUGGAGCACUGGACAAAACAGAACACGAGGGUUGCGCUAAGGUCCUGUUCGUUAUUUUCAUGGUCAUCGUGGCGGUCCUGUUGGUCAACUUGCUCAUCGCCAUGAUGGGUAACACGUACACCAUGAUUGCCGAGACGAAGAACGAGUGGCAACGGCAGUGGGCGCGGAUCGUACUGGUGGUGGAAAGAGGCGUCCCUCCGAGCGAGCGGUUGAAAAACUUCAUGAGCUACAGCCAGCCGAUGUCGGACGGGAGACGGGCCCUGGUGUUGCGACUGAAUAUGACGGACGAAGAUAAGGAAGAAAUGAAGGAAAUCCUCGAGAUGAAACGUGUUCAUGACCGCUUGAAGAAGAAACGGCAAGUGGAGCGGGAAGCGAGAGCCACGAAGCGACGACUAAUCAUGGAAAAGUUUGCGGAUGUUUAUUAGAGAUAAUUUAGAAUAGUUCAAUUUCAGCCGUUUUGUAGAUUAAUUUGUUAAUAGUGUCAUUGUUCGAUUUUUUAAAUACAUUUCCAUCUUGU